AUGCUGUCUCACGCCGACCUCCUGGACGCCAGGCUAGGUAUGAAAGAUGCCGCCGAGCUUCUGGGCCACCGGGAGGCGGUGAAGUGUAGGCUGGGCGUGGGGGGCUCUGACCCUGGGGGCCAUCCAGGGGACCUGGCGCCCAACUCAGAUCCAGUCGAAGGAGCCACUCUGCUGCCGGGUGAGGACAUCACCACAGUGGGCUCUACUCCUGCUUCGCUGGCGGUGAGCGCCAAAGACCCAGACAAGCAGCCGGGGCCCCAGGGCGGCCCCAACCCCAGCCAAGCCGGACAACAGCAGGGCCAACAGAAACAGAAGCGCCACCGGACACGCUUCACCCCGGCUCAGCUCAACGAGUUGGAGAGGAGCUUCGCCAAGACUCACUACCCCGAUAUCUUCAUGCGUGAGGAGUUGGCGCUGCGUAUUGGGCUGACCGAGUCUCGAGUGCAGGUCUGGUUCCAGAAUCGGCGCGCCAAGUGGAAGAAGCGCAAGAAAUCCUUCAGGACUGGUGUUCGUUUGCUUCCUUUUCUGUUUUUCUCUUCUCGCUGCUCUGUGCCCUUGGUUGUUUCGUGGUCGUCCUAUCGCGUCCUUCGUGCCCCCUCGGCCUCCUGCCGGCCGCCGCACCGUGAGGCCUCCAUAGUAAGGCUGCCUGAUGUGCCUGCUGUGACCCGGGCCUGCAAGGCCUGUCAGGCAGGAAGUGUGGAAGCCCGGCCGGGAGCGUUCCACGCGAGCUCAGAGGCUUUGGGCCUAAGGCCGGGAUCUGGGCAGGGCAGGAGGGCAACACCGGGUCAAGAGUGGGCCAACACCGGUCGGAGUGAGGCACAGAGGGCGCCCCUCGCGGACUGGGACUGCAUGGCGCCUGAGGGUAGGGCUGUGGGCACGAGGAGGCCGCGGUUAAGAAGCCUUAAGGGCCGGGUCCUGGGAGCUUGGGUGCAGCGCCCCAAGGGCAUUCUGGCGUCCUGA
Messenger RNA from Cricetulus griseus (Chinese hamster), 960 nucleotides. The record is from RefSeq and is a predicted model, not a curated record. Lineage: Eukaryota; Metazoa; Chordata; Mammalia; Rodentia; Cricetidae.